Messenger RNA from Plodia interpunctella (Indianmeal moth), 5489 nucleotides. RefSeq lists its product as uncharacterized. Bases 290 to 1915 code for a protein of 541 amino acids. Gene Ontology annotation, cellular component: ESCRT I complex. Lineage: Eukaryota; Metazoa; Arthropoda; Insecta; Lepidoptera; Pyralidae. The record is from RefSeq and is a predicted model, not a curated record. Gene Ontology annotation, biological process: ubiquitin-dependent protein catabolic process via the multivesicular body sorting pathway. Gene Ontology annotation, molecular function: ubiquitin binding. The transcript has 2 exons.
GAUGUUAGUUUGACAUUUAUUAGUUAUUGUCAUUCACUUGCAAAAUAGGGUUUCGUCAGGAAAAUCACCAAUAAAAUAAAAUUUUAAUCAAAAAUAUAAGCUUUUCGUGACCAUGGAACAUCACAAAAGUUCGAACAUAUACCAGCUUGUGUAGAAAAAAAUUUAGAUAUCGAGUGAUGACGUUGAUUGUGGAUCAUGUAACCUUAAAAGUGCAAAAAGUCAAUAGAAACAAACUUUGUCAUCUCAUUGUUUGAUUACCAAUUUUAAUAAGAGCAAGUAGUGGUUUGUCAUGUCUCAUUUCAGUGAUUUCAUGGACGGCGUUCCCGUCAAAAUAUCAGAAAAAUACAAGCGGCCCCCCAAAAUAGAAUUGCCUUACAGCGUUACGGAAUGCCCUUUACGAGCUCAGGCUGUAGUGGACAGCGCUAAAUAUUGUUCUACUUUCGAAACAAAUGUACUCUCCAAACUCAAGGAGCUCCGGCGUGCCAAAGAAAUAAAGAAAUCCGAGAGGCGACAUCGUUUACAGCUGUUGGAAGAGGCGAAACAAAAAAAAUUGGAUGCUAUCGCUGCUGCCGAGGCUGAGGAAAAGUUGAAGCAGUUGAGCGUGUCAGACGUGUCGUACCCGAGCACCGAUGAGAUAAGUGCGUUGUCCCCCGACGAAAAAGCUGAGGCUAAUUCUGAUGUGACACCGACACACGAGAGCCCCGAAUCAGUUGAUGUUGCUACUCAAGAAAUCCAAAUACCAACUACUAGUAAUGCUCCUGAUCCCCAAUUAAACAUCCUCCAACCGAUACAAGUGCAGUCCAACUAUCAACAAAACAAUCUCUUAGAUGAUCCGGAUCCUUUACAAGAAAUUAAGAAGAGUGCAAAAGUUAAUAGGAUACCACAUUACAAUCAUAACAUAGAAACAUUGACUUAUAAAGAUUUUGAGAAUGACACAUCAAGUCCUUUUGAUAACGUGGAAUUGAAGACUAUAAAUGAUAUGGAAUUACUAGCUCAAGUGUUGCAAAGUCAGAGGGAUUCUGGGACGAGUUGUAAUCCUCAAGUGUUUGUAGAUCAGGGUUAUAGCUCUGUUCCCAACUGCGCAUCUCAAGCACAAAUGGAAGGAAUGACUUAUCUACCCAAUACUUACAUAGAGCAGCCUGUCCAUGGACCUAGUAUGAUGUAUUCCCCAGAACACUAUCCAGUAUCAAAUGGAUAUUAUAUACCAGAAAACACCUGUGAUAAUAUUAAUAUGUACAUGCCAAAUUACCAAUACUAUGUUCCAGCUAAUCCAUAUUCAGUAAUUGACACCAACUAUUAUAAUAAUCAAAUGCAGCCAUCAGAUAUUAGUCACAUGCCUAAUGAACCAACUUACAUUCCGCAACCAUAUUAUUUCCAAAGCCCUAAUAUACCAGCGUCAAUGUCUUAUCCUUCUCCAAAUGUGACAUACAAUACAACACCGAAUCAAAUUCAGAAUCAGAGUCCGAUGUCAAUAUCGCAGCAUACAGUGAAGUCAAGGUCGCGAAGUGUGCCUGAUAUUGUUAAAGAAUUAGAUGAAGAAUUAGCUUCGGCCAAACUAAGAGCCAACGAAAGAUCAUAUAAUGUAAGUCCUGCCCCAAAAGUGGUCCCUGAAACAUCUUGUAAGAAGAAGGAUGAGCGAAGAAAUAGAAAGAAGCCGGAAAAUUUGCCAAAUCCAUAUGAGAAGCUGCCGCCCAAGCUGCAGCAUAUUUGUCAGAACAUACACUGUAUGGGAUUUCCUCUGGACAGGGUAGCAAGAGUCUGUAGUCUUUUAGGUGAUAAUGAUAAAAAGAUAAUCGAAGGCCUUCUGAUGAUCGGCGACUUGAUGGACCUGGGCUUCUCCGAGGGCCGGGUCUCCGCGGCGCUUGCCAAACACGAAUUUAACAAGGACAAGGCCUUAGACGAACUGGUCUCCUAACACCAAGGCUCUGGGUGAACUGGAGUGGCUGUUCUAUGGUUAAUCUCAUGUCUAUGGUCGCAUAGCUUGAGACUUUAUGAUUAUACUUACACUAUGGUUACAUAGAUCACAGAUAUUUGGCGGACCGUACCUCUAUACGUUCUUCCAACAAAAGUACGGUUUGCGUUUAGUUCCUAUUUCGGCCGCGCUAUCUGGCGUAUAAAGUGCUGACAUCUCAUAUUAUAGCAGACUUGAAUCCACGCAAACCAAACCAAACCACAAGUUAUUUCUCCAUAUGGAACGCAAUCCAUAUGGAGAAAUAACUUGUGGUUUGGUUUGGUUUGCGUCAAUAAAUUAAUUGUUAAUUGCGUCAAUAAUUAGUCAAUAAAUUAUUUAAUGCAUUAAUAUAAUUUAUUGACUUCAAAAAUAAUGAACGGCGUUUAAUAAGGAUUGAUGAUUGAAUUAGAAAUCCAUCACGAAAAAAUAAUUAUAUUCACGGGAAAAGCUUUUGAAGUAACGGCGUGGAAGAAAUGAAAUUUAAAAAAAACCUAUAGUUUACUGACAAUCAGUAAACUAUUUUGAGUAAGCAUUGAAGAUAGGACACUGCCUUUUUAGAUUGAAAAAUAAUAAAUUGUAAAUACAUACAAUAAUACAGUAUUAAAUAAAAAACAAAAUCAAGUUUUAGACGGUGAUUAUUUACUCUUUCAACAGACAGAUUGAAUUGCAGAUUUAAAUUGUUAUAUUUAAAUAUAAUUUUGUUUCCUUAACUUUUUUUUUGUCUUGUUUCAUAAGCGUUAAGCUGGCUUGUGAUAUAUUGUGAGUAAUGUAAACUCUAAACAUAGACAAUAUUAUGAUAAUCUUGCCUGCCUAGUAGAGAGAAACACUAAAGAAUUAUAAAAGUUAUUCAAAUUGUUUAUUUAUUUUUAAAUGUCACAGUGAUACUAUUCAUAAAAAAGACAAUUGCUUAUGGCAAUCGUAAGAUCGUACUUUUUUAAUUAUUGUUUGGACCAUUUUUUACAUGAUAAUGCAAAAAUAACUGCGUACACUCGGUUUUUUCUUACAAUUCCUAACAUGUAGUCAAUUUUUACAGUACUUAUUGUUGAGUUUUUUUUUGAAAAUAAAUCAAAAUAAUUAAUUUUAUUUAUAUCGCUGUAAAAUCUUAAAAAGACAUGGUAUAAUUGUUUACAUGAUAAGACUUGUAAGAAAAAACGCAUUUUACAUACAGUCAGCACAUCAAUUUCGUCAAUUUAUCCACUGCCUCUGAAACCCGAAACAUUUUUAUAACCCUACUCGGAUUUAUGACUUCAAUCAAAGAAAUUUGAAUUCUCGCUGCGUGUAUUUUAAGUACUUUUUCCUUUGUAGCAAAAGCAGGAGUGAUGUAUCUAACUUUGGUUUAAUUUAAUCUGUGCAGUAUAAUGUACUUUGUAAAUAAUGACAGCCCUUGAAGAUAACUUGUGAUUUUGGGCCACAGUGUAAAUAAAUUAAGUGGCUUGUAGAGAAAAGCUAUAGAAAUAUAUGAAUUAUAUUUAAAUAAUGCUAUUAUAUAGUUUUAUUGUUUGAGAAGGUAGCAACUUGAAGUAAGACUUGAAAAAUCUUUAACAGAAAAUGAACAGAUUCGUAUCAAUCAUCACAGCCGAUCGUAAUCCAUUGCUCUUACAAAAGCAAAAAUUCAUUAUUGGGCGGUCCAAAAAUGGAUUUUUUUAUUUUAAUACAAAAAAUAGAAAUUAAGGCCAAAACAUAGUUUUUGAGUCACGAAAAUGCGAAAAACGAAUAUAUUUGUGUUCAGCGUGUUACUUCAAGUUGCUAAAUUUGCGUUCUUCUAAGUUGGCUGUUAUUUUCACGUACUAAAGAAUAUUGUUAUAUUGUCGUGUUAUUAUAUAGAGGACUUGCAUCAACGCUUGGUGAUAAAAUAUCCUAUAGUCUAUACGUAUGUGCCUAUCCUAUAUCUAUACGUAUCAAACAAAAUGGUGUGUGUUGUGGCCAAUGACAUCAGGCAGAUUUAUCUAGCUGUAAAAUCGAAAUAUAAUAUUGAAUCAGAAAGUGGUAAAACAGGCCUUAAAACAUAGAAGAUUGCUCCUUAGCGCCGUACAACAAAAUAUAUCGCUAUUUAAGCAAAUACUGUAAUACAAAAAAUGAGCGAUGAAUGAUUGAAUGCAAUACAUUAUGUAAAGGACAGAGAUAUAAUACAUAAUAUACCUGUCCCUGUUUUAUUUUCUUUAUCGAUCUUUAUCGACUUUGGAACUCGUGAAAAUAACUACCAAUUUGGAAAAUUCAAAUGUGAACACAUGACUCGACAUUAUGGAUUUUUUUUUAUAUUACAAAUAUAUUUGCAUUUAAUAUCUUUGUAUAUUUUGAAGCCUGCACCUGCCUAUUAGUUUAAAUUGAUACUAUUCAGGGUGACAUCCUCAUUUGUAUGAUCUAUGAUAUUAUGGGGUUAUCACAAAUUAUAUAAGUUUAUGGAACAAUUUUUGUAAUAUUGAUAUAUCUAUAUAUCAAUAUUACAAAAGACUCACAGAAUCUGUGGUUAGACUAUUUCAGAAAACGUCCAGCCCGUUUCACGUUGAUUGAUACUAUUAACUGCGAGUGUUUAGUGCUGGUGUAAGUGCGUAAUUUGGACAGGCGCUGAUUAGUGCGAGUUCAAGUUCUGUAGUUCAACUUAACACCUGCAUUUAACCAAUCAAAUUCAAACUGGACUUCAAAUCAGAUACGUUUUGUCAAUGUCAAAAACAAUAAUGUUUUUGAAAUUGACAGUCCAAUGCAUUCUUAAAUACUAUGAGAUUUAAAAAAUAAUAAACACGUAAUAAAAUUGAUCAAUUAAGUGACAUUAAAUCACUGUGUUUUAUUAUUUAAACACGUGCAUACAUUUUAUUUUCAUGAGUAUUUUACUCACAAAAUACCGUAAAAAUAAUGAAAAAAAAAAAGGCGGAGGCAGUCCUUUAAGUCUAAAUGGACUUGUUAUAUACUUAAUGUAUGUUUUAAUUUAUUUGAUUCUAUUUAAUGUUCUUGUCGAUGUCUUCUUGGAAAUAUUCCAAGAGAUACUCCCACUUCUGAAAAUUGUCAUUUAGUUUGUAAGAAAUGUCAUUAUCUUUGAACGAUGUCCCCUGAUUAGACACAGCACUUAUUAUUAUAACGUUUUUAAAUCACCAUUAUAAUUAAAUGUUGCUUCAUAGUGUUUUUAUAUUAAUAUUUUUGUAUAAAUAAAUACUCUAGGUUUUAAACAAGGAGAAAUAUAAUUCCGUUUAAAGUAUGUUUUUAGACGUAGCGAAAAAUGGGUUAUUGACCUAAGAUUAUUAUUUGGGACAAUUUUAUACUGAUCUAUGAGUCAUAGAAGAGGAAAUCGUAUAGGAUACUGGCCAUACAAUUUUCUCAUAAUGUUUAACCGUAACGGCAAAUGUAAUUUUAUCUGAACAACAGAGUAGAUUGGGUGAAUUAUUCCGUCUGGUCUAGAAACAUACUAUCUGGUUUGUUGCAAUUUAAUUUAUUCUAGCUAUAACGUUGAGUGAUAAAUUAAACGUAAGAGAACGCUCGGGAGUCGUGGGAAUUUUCUACACAGCUUCACACAAAACAAUGUAUUAUAAAUAAACAAAUAUUUUCA